AUGGUGUCCAUCUCUUGUUGGUGUCCAUCAAGGAAGGCGGCAAGAUGUCCUGCUCCAGAGGACGCCUUUGCCAACCCUCUCUGGCCACUGUCUUCUGGCGGGAAGGGGCUCCGGGGGACCCCCGCCCGAGGGCUGCCCAGACCGUCGUGUCCAGCUGGGCCGGGCGGCGAGCAGCCAGCGGAAGGUCCCGGCCCGGCCAGACUCAUCUGCCCUCUCGCCUCGGGCUCCGCAGCCCAGAAGCGGCGGCAGCGGCAGCAGCGGGCAACCGAGCGCCGCGCUCCCUCCGGCCGGGUCUCCGAGGGGGCAGGACUCCAAGUCCCGUCGUGCACCGCGGCGGGGGCGGGGCCUGCGCGGCCAAGGAGCGUGACUGCGACCUCCCCGGGAAGCGAAGAAGGGAGACGCCGCCGCCACCGCCGAAGGAGCCCCCGGAGCCCCCGGGCCAGGGAGGCAGGCAGGCAGGCAGGCAGGGAGGGGGCUCGGCGAUCCCUCCCCCAGGUGCUUCAAGGACACUCAGACCUGUUUUCCCGCAGGAGGUGCAAAAGGAUGGCAGAAGGGGUCCAAAUGCAGAGGGAGGUGAUGCUGGAAAAUUGCAAGCCAGUGGCCCCACUGGACUCUGCAUCCACCAAAGAUUUAGCCGCCUGUGACCUUGAGGAGGAGGAAGAGGGCGAGCAGAAACAAGGGGAGGCCAACGGGGCAAUGGAGGAAGACAUGUAUGUCGGGGAGCCCCCUGGCGAGAGAGAGGCAGCCCUCACUGACCCCCCUGCGCAGGACGAACCAGGCAAAGGAGCCUCCCCCAACAGCAGCAGCCCAGGUAGCACUUUGGGGCUGAAUGUAUGGGGCAAAAGGGAAAAGCCAUUCCUCAGAUCAGAGCCUCCCACACUUUGGGGGCCACAACCCCCCCCCCAAGUCCCAUAAACUCAUCCCAGUGCCCCACCCCGGCCCUAUUAAAUGCAUUAUUCAGAACAGUGCUUUACAGCGAGGGAAAUUACAACAAUGGAUUUCACAUCGAGAACAAUUAAUUGCUUGUUCCAAUUAAAUCCAAUUAAAAUUAUUCAUGUUAUUCAUUUCAUUUCUAUAUAUCUGUAAGCCACCUUGAGUCCCUGCCAGAGGAAAAGGCAGGGUCUCAAUAAAUAUAAAUAUAAAACAAUAAAGUCGUACUUUGGAAACCAAAUGGAAUCCGUUCCGGAAGUCCGUUCAACUUCCAAAACAGUUGGAAACCAAAGCGCGGCUUCUGAUUGGCUGCA
Zootoca vivipara (common lizard) is the source of this 1244-nucleotide messenger RNA. The record is from RefSeq and is a predicted model, not a curated record. Lineage: Eukaryota; Metazoa; Chordata; Lepidosauria; Squamata; Lacertidae.